Danio rerio (zebrafish) is the source of this 1703-nucleotide messenger RNA. RefSeq names its product zgc:100846. Lineage: Eukaryota; Metazoa; Chordata; Actinopteri; Cypriniformes; Danionidae. The record is from RefSeq and is marked provisional. Gene Ontology annotation, molecular function: guanyl-nucleotide exchange factor activity.
AAUGUGUUGUUGUUUUGAGCCCAAACGGAUUGCAUUGGUGCAAUGCAGCAGCAGAUGGAUGUUGCAAUCUGUUUGUCCCCACUGACUUCUGCUUUGUGAGCCUGACGGUCUAUAGGUUUGUAUAAGCCCCUAUCAUGUCUUCAGCCUGUCCUCCACAAUCUCCAGCCGUGGCCAAGACUGAAGUUCUGGUUGACGACUGUUGUCCUGUUCUGGCUGCGACCUUCGCUUACUGGGACAACAUCCUCGGACCUCGUGUCCGGCACAUCUGGGCACCGAAAAGCCAAGGGUUGCUGCUGCUCAGUGACGGAGAGGUCACAUUUCUGGCCAAUCACACGCUGAACGGUGAGAUUUUGCGCAGCGCAGAGAGCGGCGCGGUGGAUGUCAAGUUCUUCGUCUUGGCUGAAAAGGGAGUCAUCAUCGUCUCUCUGAUAUUUGACGGAGAACUCAAGGGUGAUAAGAACACUUGCGCGCUGUCAAUCAUCUUGCCGCAGUCAGAGCUUAGCUUCUACCUGCCUCUGCACGCCGUAUGUGUGGAGAGACUCAAACAUGUCAUCCGCAAGGGACGCAUCUGCAUGCAGAAGGGUUACAACAUAAUCUCUAUGUUGUCAUCCGAGAUUGUUCCUAUAAUGGAGCUUCUCACUUCUAUGAAGAAACACAGUGUGCCAGAGGAGGUUGAUCUAAAGGACACUGUGCUCAACGACGAUGAUAUUGGAGACAGCUGUCAUGAAGACUUUUUGCACAAGGCCAUCAGCUCUCAUCUUCAGACUUGCGGCUGUUCCAUGGUGGUUGGCAGCAAUCCUGAGAAAGUCAAUAAGAUUGUUCUCACGCUGUGCCUCUUCCUCACUCCUGCGGAGAGAAAGUGCUCUAGACUGUGUCAUCCAGACGGCUCCUUUAAAUAUGACACCGGCCUGUUUGUGCAGGGCCUCCUUAAGGACUCCACCGGCAGUUUUGUGUUUCCCUACCGGCAGGUGCUCUACUCGCCAUAUCCCACCACCCACAUCGACGUGGACAUUAACACAGUGAAGCAGAUGCCACCCUGCCACGAGCACACGUAUCAUCAGCGGCGCUACAUGCGUGCGGAGCUCAGUGCCCUCUGGAAGGCGGCCAGCGAGGAUGACUUCAGUUCAGACAACCUCAUCAAUGCCCAGGACUCCUACACACCAGACCUGAAUAUAUUUCAGGACGUGAUGCACAAAGACACGCUUGUGAAGUCUUUCAUAGAUGAGGUGUUUCUGUUGAAACCAGGUCUGUCUCUGCGUAGUGUGUAUUUGUCCCACUUCCUUCUCCUGUUGCACAGGAAGGCCCUGACGCUGCUCAGAUACAUUGAGGAUGAGACGCAGAAGGGGAAGAAGCCUUUCAGAUCUCUGCGCAAUCUGAAAACCGAUUUGGACCUGACGGUGGAGGGCGACUUGAAUAUCAUCAUGGCGAUGGCGGAGAAGCUGCGGGCCGGCCUUCACUCUUUUGUUUUCGGGAAGUCUUUCCUGACCAGCGUGCAGGAGCGCGACCUCCUCAUCAACUUCUGACCUCUGAACCUAGUGUUUAACACACCACCACAUGCUGCACACUCUUGCGUCUUGAUGUUUUAUUUGAAGUAUAUUUAUAUGUGCUCUUUGUUUACAGCAUUCUGCACUGUGCCUGCUGCUGAAAUGCCAAUUUGUGCAAUUUUUGCUUUAGAAUAAUGACCUGCUAAAUGAUGAAACUGA